CGCGACUCUGGGGCCUCAGUGCGCGUGCGAACAGGUGGCUCCACCCCUUUACCUGCUUUCGCAUUUCUCAUGCUUCCCGCGCGUCUCACUCUUACACUGUUCUGCAGGAUCCUGCGGCCAUCCGCUCUCAUGGUAGUGCGACAUGGACUGCCGGAGAAGCUCCACGAGAGAAGAUGCGCGGACGGCUGCUCCCAGCACGCAUCGGGUCUGGGUCGUGGGCCUCCCCGUGGCCCGACAGCGACUCCCGGGGGUUACGAAGGAAGGGCUGACAUGGAGGAGCAUUUUCUGUUCCCCGAGUACGUCCCGGAGCCGGCUCCCGCACUGAGCCUCCAAGACCAGCUGCGGAAGCUGCAGCAGCAGCAGCAACAGGAGGAGAAGGAGCGACAGAUGCAACAGGGCAGGAGGAGCAGGACAGCAGCUUUAAUGGCCUGCCGGCAAGUGCACCUGGUCGUGGGGCAUCCGGACUCGACGGUGCAGCUCAGCCUCCUGAACUGUUCAGGUUGUGGAGGAGCUGCACAGAAAGACCGCGGGCUGGCGCGGAAGGUGUGCCAGCGCUGCUGGCGGCUGAUUCAUCACCGGCGCGCCCUGCGUCUGCAGAUGAGCCGCGAGCGGUACCUGGAGCUGGUGAGCGCCGCGCUGCGGCGGCCCGAGCCCUCCCUGGUGCUCUGUAUGGUGGACCUCCUUGAUAUGCCGGACAACCUGCUGCCUCACCUGCCCGCGAUGGUGGGCCCCAAGCAGCUGAUCGUGCUAGGAAACAAGGUGGACCUCCUGUCCCAGGAUACUGCUGGUUACCGGCAGCGGCUCCAGGAGCGACUGUGGGACGACUGUGCCCGCGCCGGGAUCCUGCCGCCCCCUGGCUACCGAGGGCCACAACACCCGAACAAGGAACAGCCUCGGUACGGGGCGGAGAAUGUGAAUCCUUCGGCCAAGUCCCGCACAGUGCUCAGGGACAUGCGGCUCAUCAGCGCCAAGACUGGCUAUGGAGUCGAAGAAUUGAUCUCUGUGCUCCAGCGCUCCUGGCACUACCGCGGCGCCGUCCGCUUGGUUGGCGCCAUCAACGCUAGCAAGACCACUCUCUUCAACACACUCCUGGAGUCCGAUUACUGCAUCACCAAGGGUACUGAGGCUAUCGACAGGGCUACCGAUUUCCCCUUGGCCUGUGGCCACUUUUCAACUGCCCAACAGCCACGUCAUUGGAGAAAGUUGUAUUGGAUAGUGCUGAGUGAAGAGAAGUUACAGAAUGGCAGGAUUUCCUCCUCUUGUUGCUGAAGACAUUACAUUAGACGAAGGACCUGGGGAAUCUGAAGCAGUGGCUGAUACCAAGUUCUCCUCUGCAGGCUGGGUCGCAGUAACGCCUCAGUUUAAAGACAGACUGCACCUCUGAGGCUAUACACCUCAAGGAACAGUACUGACGGUCCGGCCCCUGCUCUUACCACAUAUCGUCAACAUCACAGGAGAGCGCAUCCCAAGAAGCGCGGCCUAUAAAACCAAGAAGCCUCCUUCCCUUGUGUACAAUCUGCAGAAAAAGAAAAGAAGAUAAAUAUACGAAGCUGACCUUGUUCACAAUGAAGAUUAACCAUAUAGAACAUAUUACAUAUGUUGAAUUUUGUUAAAUAUCACCGUAAUAAAGCAACCCCCACCUUCCCCUUUUUAAA
Vicugna pacos (alpaca) is the source of this 1655-nucleotide messenger RNA. NCBI's taxonomy places the organism in Eukaryota, Metazoa, Chordata, Mammalia, Artiodactyla, Camelidae. The record is from RefSeq and is a predicted model, not a curated record.